Cololabis saira (Pacific saury) is the source of this 1089-nucleotide messenger RNA. RefSeq names its product forkhead box D5 (gene foxd5). Lineage: Eukaryota; Metazoa; Chordata; Actinopteri; Beloniformes; Belonidae. Gene Ontology annotation, molecular function: DNA-binding transcription factor activity, RNA polymerase II-specific; RNA polymerase II cis-regulatory region sequence-specific DNA binding. The record is from RefSeq and is a predicted model, not a curated record. The transcript has a single exon. Gene Ontology annotation, biological process: regulation of transcription by RNA polymerase II; anatomical structure morphogenesis; cell differentiation. The coding region runs from base 52 to 1089 and encodes 345 amino acids.
UUGGCACAGUGUAGUAUUUUGUUGGUUUUUUUUUGCAGACUGUAUGUGACCAUGACUCUUUCUGGUGAAUACAAAGAGUCCCAGCGCACUGGAUUGCUUUUGGAGUUUGAGGAGAUUGACAUAGUGGGCGAGGACGAGCCAGUGCGCAGGCGGCUGUACAGAAAGGAGGGCUCCACGGAGCCCGGGUUCUCAGCCGAGUCCGGGGCCGAAUUUGACUCCUCGGAGCCGGACUCGUCCGGGGAAAGCGAGAACAGUUUCUGCACUGAAGUUCCACUGUCCAAGAAGGUGCAGAGCAGCUCUGUGAAGCCCCCCUACUCCUACAUCGCCCUCAUCACCAUGGCCAUCCUGCAGAGCCCGCACAAGAAGCUGACACUGAGUGGCAUCUGUGACUUCAUCAGCAACAAGUUUCCCUACUACAGAGACAAGUUCCCUGCCUGGCAGAACUCGAUCAGACACAACCUUUCUCUCAACGACUGCUUCAUCAAGAUCCCGAGGGAGCCUGGGAACCCGGGCAAAGGCAACUACUGGUCUCUGGACCCCGCGUCCGAGGACAUGUUCGACAACGGCAGCUUCCUCCGCCGCAGGAAGCGCUUCAAGAGAAACCAGCCCGAGUUUGGCAAAGACGGACUCGUGUUUUAUUCGGGCUUGAGCUACUACCGGCCCUACGGACAGCCUUACAGCGUGCAGGGCCAGAUGAACCCCGUACCUGUUACUCACAUGCGCCACAUGCAACUUCAGGACGGCAUCAUCCCUGUCUCUUCAUACCAGCUCCCGCACGCACUGGACACUCACGGGAAGUGCAACAGGUCUAGGGACUCAAGGGUGCAGCAGACAGACGCAGCAAAGCCCGGCCCGCAGGGGAAAUGCUCCUUUAGUAUAGACAGCAUCAUGAGCAGACCCUCUCCUUUCAGUCAACAGGUCGCACAUCCAUCGCACAGUCCUUGCAGCAGCGUUGGAUACGGCCACCUCCUGUCGAGACCAAGUGCCUGUAUGGUGCCAACACUCCUGCAGCCUUCAAGGACUCCCUUCUAUCCUUUUCCCGCACUGAGCACUGCUCCUUUGGGACAUGAGCAUCUGGGACUGGCUUAA